This is a messenger RNA of Racocetra fulgida, 258 nucleotides long. Lineage: Eukaryota; Fungi; Glomeromycota; Glomeromycetes; Diversisporales; Gigasporaceae. The record is from the annotation of a GenBank genome assembly.
CUGGACUACAAUAUUUGGCCGAAAAUGCUCAUAAAUUACCAACAACCAAAGGAGGAUGGUAUUUUUAUCAUAAAAGAAAAAAUUAUCGAAUAAUUAUUGGUGGUAUGAAAAGUGGUGUACGUUUAGCGAUGAAAACGAGCUUAGUAUGUUUAACAUUCACGGGACUGGAAGCUAUGUUAGAUGAAGUUAGGAAAGAAAAUGAUAUUCUGAAUUCGUGUGGAGCCGGACUUACUACAGCUUUGAUCGUUUCGGGACUAU